Messenger RNA from Podarcis muralis (Common wall lizard), 3267 nucleotides. The record is from RefSeq and is a predicted model, not a curated record. Lineage: Eukaryota; Metazoa; Chordata; Lepidosauria; Squamata; Lacertidae.
AUAGAUUUGAAUUGAAAGCACUCGGGUGCAGACAAAAGUGCACAAAUUAAAAUCAGAUCUGUGUGACACACCCUGGUGAUUAGUGAUGAUAGUAAUAAAUGCAACGUUCAUUUGUUGUUGUUUUUUUGCCCUUAAUAUUUGUUGUGGCAAAACAUUUAAACUGACACUUUUUACAACAUCCUUCUUACUCAGUAUCUCUUACGGCAAGCGGCGAUUCCAGUUUUGAGGGAUUUUUACUCCAGGCCCGAGCAGUUGGAGGUGAUGUUGCUGUGGGACAUUUUCGAAUCCUAGACCCCAACUCGCAAGGCCUUGCGUGCAAUGACAUUCAGAAUUCAUCCCUGAGUCACACAAACAAGGCAAAGAAGCAAAACAUAACAGCAAUUUGGAUUGCUGCUCCUGGUGUAGGGCAUGUUGAGUUCAGAGCAACAGCGGUCUAUAAUUUUUCGGUAUUCUGGACUCAAGUUCAAAGUCAAGUUCUCGUGUCUUCCAGUUCACCACUUGUUCCAACCUUCUCCUCCACAACAAUCUCCACAGAGGAAGGGUGUGGCAAAUACAAGUUUUGUUUCAGUAACCCUGCAGGCUGCAGCCCAAGCAACCCAAACUGUUACUUCAUGUCAUCCGUGGCAUUAGGGAGCGAUGCUUUCCAAUUCGAAAUGAGCGGACUUUCAGACGGAUAUGUAGCUAUUGCCUUUUCUGAUGAUACGAUAAUGGGGGAUGAUGAUGUUUAUAUCUGUGGUAAGAAUGGAACGGAUCGCAUAGAGGUUCAACACGCCUUCUCAACUGGACGUAGUCGUCCCAGCCCAAGGCCUCUGGGUAAUGUGGACGUUCUGACAACAUCCUUCAGCGAGGGAAUUAUCAGGUGUUCUUUCAUCUCGAGAAACCCCAUAUCAACCCAGCCAAGAAGCACUGACAGUUUGUACUACAUAUUUCUGGCUUUUGGGCCAUCGCACGCUGAUGGGAUGAUACGGAAGCAUCCCAGGACACCCUUUAUUACUCAUCAGAAGGUGAACAUUUCAAGCUUUGCAGCAGUAGGCGGCACCAGUUCUACACCCUUGAUCAUCAAAGCUCAUGGAGCCCUCAUGUUGAUCGCUUGGAUGACCACAGGCAGUGUGGGAAUGAUAUUUGCCAGGUACUUGAAGAAAUCCAUCAAGAAACCUCUCUUGGGUAAAGAUAUUUGGUUUCAGAUCCACUUUUUGAUGAUGUUGCUAACUGUCGUGGCAACGGCAAUCGCUUUCAUAUUAAGCUUUGUGGCAGCAAAUGGGUGGAGUGAGAGUGCAGGAGCCCAUGCUGUUAUCGGAUGCAUUGUCAUGAUUCUCUCUUUGAUUCAGCCAGCCAUAGCUUUUUUCCGACCAUCUCUUCAAAAUAACCGGAGGUUUAUUUUUAAUUGGUUUCACAUGCUAAACGCAUUAGUCAUCAAAGUUUUGGCAGUUGCCGCCAUAUUUCUGGGACUGCAGAUGCUCAGCAGCUCUCCUAGCCAAUGGAUGGUUAAAACAAUGGGAGGCUUUGUGGCCUGGGAAGUCUUAGCUGCUAUCCUGAUGGAUGUAACUCUGUGGUUGAAAAAGAAAGAAAUGUAUGAAGAUUCAAACACCAAGGUGAAAAGUGAAGUGAUACUGCUGCUGUUGUACCUGUGUGGCAACCUGGCAUUUUUAAUAGCUCUGCUUAUAGGUAUUGGAAGUUCUUAAAAUCGGUUUCCCGUUUGGAGGAAGAAUGAAAAUGGCUUCUGCUCUUUUUCUACCCAGACAGAAAUUUCCGACCUCCUCUGUGCAAUUGUCUACCUGGAUGUACUGACAACUUGUUGAAAGGCAUCAACACUGAUCAUGAAAGUUGUUUGAUAAUGAUUCUGAAGGAAACUAAUUUACAAAUGAAGCCAAAUAUGGCAGAUCCCAAGUGCGUGAGUGUGUUGACAUGAAAUGCAUCUUUAGUCCUGACCAUGUUUGACGUACCGGAUCAACAUUUGGAUAUUGGUAGGGUUUCUUUUUCAAGCCAUGGCAAGAGAAACUCUCCCCCCCCCCUCUUUUAUGAUGCCAUCUUAAUCAGUUAUUCUGUUACUUUAAAUUUAAGGCUGGAUUUACAAUUUCACUCUCAGAGAAAUUCUAAGUACUACAGAGGCUUCAUUAGUACUCCCCUUAACUUGACAAAUGCAAGUACAAUCAACACGCUCUUUCUACCACGCUGAGGCUGCAACCCUGCAAACAUUUAUUUGCAAGUAAACCCUACUGGCUGCUUUGGAAUGCAUGUCUGAUUAAGACUGCAGUGCCUGUGUGGUCAGCUGCACAGAUCUCUCGCCUCUGCAGACUGCUCCAUUCAUUUCAGAGGAAGAACACAAACUGUGGUCACAUUUCUUGACAUGAGUUGUGCUAGGGAGCUCUUUCAUCAGUGAACAAUUACUGGGGCAUGGCAUAUAUUUAAUUAUGACAACCCCCAAAUUAAUCACAUUACUCUCUUAAUGUUUUCUCCCAUGGUUUUGCUCUCCUUAAAUUACUGAUCUAGUCCAGCAGCUAUUGGCAAGACCUUGGAUCGUCCCAAGCUGCAAAUGUUUUGUCACAUUUUACAACUCUGUGCCAGUGUUCAAAAACCGUUAGCAAUAGAAAGAUGUUUCACAUGUAACACUAAUCAUGAUAGCUGUCGAAGCACAGAUUUAUGAUUUUAGAAUCCAUUUGGCUCUGCAGUCUAAAUGCAAUACUGGCUGGCUGCCCCUUACCUGAGCCUCGUUCUCUGUUCUUCAUCCUCUUCCUUGCUGCUUGCUCAUUCCAGCCAUCCAGCACAGAAGAGAUGACGACUUCUUUUUGCCUCCCACAUGCCUGCAUUGUGUUAUUUGCCUUCAAUCUGCAAUCCUCAACAAUGUCCAAGGGGAAUUUUGUGGUCUUCCUCCACAAGACAGCACUUGCUGUUUAGCCUCGCCCCCCCGUCUCUGAAUACAUAGAACCAUAAAAUUGUAGAGAUGGAAGGGACCCUGAGGAUCAUCCAGUCCAACCCUCUGCAAUGCAGGAAUGUGCAAUUGUCCCAUACGGGGAUCAAACAUGCGACCUUAGAGUUAUCAGCACCACACUCUGAUUGAGCUACCCAGCCUAUUCUCUUCUUGGCAACAGUGGCCAGAAAGAGGGGAGGAGAGCUCCAUUUUUUCCCUGGGUUGUUGACAGCCCCAGUGGGAACAGUCCAUUUGGCUAUGUAGACCUUGGCCUGGUACAGCAUGUUAAUUCUUACGCCUGUAAUAAUCCAAAGCAAAACACCAGCAUCAAUCAAAACAAAAAAAAAAAUUCCUUCCAG